Molecule: messenger RNA, 1665 nt
Organism: Chenopodium quinoa (quinoa)
Lineage: Eukaryota; Viridiplantae; Streptophyta; Magnoliopsida; Caryophyllales; Amaranthaceae
Product: isoprenylcysteine alpha-carbonyl methylesterase ICME-like
Exons: 11
Coding region: 166-1440 (424 amino acids)
Source: RefSeq, a predicted model, not a curated record
UUAUCCUUAAUUUUUUACGGAAAGUAAUUUGGACCCACAAAAAUACAGCUAUUGAUUCGCUCAAACAAGAUUCGUCCUCUUUUUUUUUUUUUUUUUUUUUUUUUUUCUUUUUCUUUUUAUAUCGAUCCAUUUUCCUGGGUUUCGUCUCUCUGCUAAAUUUCGAAAAUGGAGUCUGAUACGGCGUCGUUUGAGGGGUCUGAAAAAGUUUCCAUUUUUGGCAAUAACAAAACAACCACCUUCGAAGAAGAAGAGGAGAGAGAAAGUAGUGAAAUGGGUGACCGGGAACCGGUAAUUGACAGUCACCGCCGGAGAAUUUCCGGUAUUGGGAACAAAUCAUUGUCAAGGCAAUCGUCGUUUCGGCAGGAUUUUGAGCAUGCUGCUGCUGAGACUUACCUGAUUACCGGACUUAGUUUCAAGCUUCUUCGCUAUCUUGGGGUAGGCUACCGCUGGAUCACUAGACUACUUGCUCUUCUCUGUUAUGCCAUGCUACUUUUACCUGGUUUUCUUCAAGUGGCAUAUAGUUAUUACUUUUCCAACCAAGUACAUCGUAGUAUUAUUUAUGGAGAUCAACCAAGAAAUAGACUAGAUCUUUAUUUACCAAUGGGUCCUGAUGGAAAGAAACCAGUUGUGAUAUUUGUCACUGGGGGAGCCUGGAUUAUUGGGUACAAAGCGUGGGGCUCCCUUCUUGGAUUACAAUUGGCAGAAAGAGACAUCAUAGUGGCCUGCCUUGACUAUAGAAAUUUCCCUCAAGGAACCAUCAGUGACAUGAUUAAAGAUGUUUCCCAGGGCAUCUCAUUUGUUUGUAAUAAUAUUGCCGCUGUUGCAGGUGAUCCUGAUAGAAUCUAUCUCGUUGGGCAAUCAGCUGGUGCACAUAUAUCAGCUUGUGCUCUCUUGGAACAGGCAAUCAGAGAGUCACAAGGAGAGAGCUGUUCUUGGAGUGUUUCACAGAUAAAAACUUAUUUUUCUUUAUCUGGCGGGUUUAACUUGGUGAAUCUGGUUGAUCACUUUAACAAUCGAGGUCUCUAUCGAUCCAUAUUUUUGAGCAUUAUGGAAGGAGAAAGUUCUCUGAAGAAGUAUUCUCCUGAGCUUCGGGUGCAGGAUAAAAGCAUUGCAAAGGCCGUUUCAUUGUUGCCCCCUUUCAUUCUUUUUCAUGGAACUGAAGACAAGUCCAUUCCUUCAGUAGCCAGUGAAAAUUUUGCAGAUGCUCUCAAAAAUGCUGGUGGUCAUGCUGAUCUGAUUUUAUAUGAAGGGAAAACUCAUACUGAUAUGUUUGUUCAGGAUCCAUUAAGAGGCGGUAAAGAUGAGCUGUUUGAGCAUUUGGUUUCUGUCAUACACGCAGAUGAUGAGGAAGCUCUGAUGAGGGAUGCAAAUGCUCCACCCAUGAGACGCCUAGUCCCUGAGAUAUUGGUGAAGUUAGCCGGGCAAAUAAGCCCUUUCUAGACUUUAUUGUUCGCAAAUCGGGCAUCAACUUCCAUGGCUAUUGGUGUGCCACAUACCCAUUCUUUGUUACUGUCGUUAUAAUUUCUUCUGUAUAGGAUUAGGAGCUUAUUGCAUUCUUUAUUUAGUCCAUCAUUUAUUGGUAAUGUAGUUUACAAUUAUUUGUUAGUUUAACGAAAUUCGGUAAAUUCUGGUGUCAGAUGAAUUGAAUAUAAUUAUAUUUCAUGA